AUGCUUCCCGGAGUGGAUACCCACCCCCACCAACACUGUGUCUCCUCUCUUUUUCUUUCCCGCGCUGGCUCCACCGUCUUGGUGCGCUCAGGAGCUGGCGACCUGACAGGCGACCCCGUUGGGUACAUAACGGGCGUGCUGGCGGUGUUGGUGCACGCAGCCUACCUGGUGCUGAUCCAGAAGGCGAGCACAGACACGGAACACGGGCCUCUCACCGCACAGUAUGUCAUUGCGGUCUCGGCCACCCCUCUACUGGUCAUCUUCUCCUUCGCCAGCACCGACUCCAUCCACGCCUGGACUUUCCCAGGCUGGAAGGAUCCGGCCAUGGUUUCCAUCUUUGUGGCCUGUAUCCUGAUCGGCUGUGCCAUGAACUUCACCACACUGCACUGCACCUACAUCAACUCUGCAGUGACCACCAGCUUCGUGGGCGUGGUGAAGAGCAUAGCCACUAUCACGGUGGGCAUGGUGGCCUUCAGCGACGUGGAGCCCACCUCUCUGUUUAUUGCCGGAGUCGUGGUGAACACCCUGGGCUCCAUCAUUUACUGUGUGGCCAAAUUCGUGGAGACCAGAAGGCAAAGCAACUACGAGAAUUUGGAAUCUCAGGCAGCAGGAGAGGAACCACAACCAAGUGGGGACCAGCUGCCUUUUGCCAUGGAGGAGCUGCCCUCUGAGGGUGGAAAUAGCUGGCAAGAGGGUGCACAAGGGGCAGGUGGCUCAGUACAGCAAGGUGGGCAGGAGGCAAGGGGCAGCCCCAGAGGCGUCUCUCUGGUGUCUGGGAGCUCACGAAUAGAAGAGCAUUCUGAUGACGUGGGUAGGAGAUCUCUGAAGGAUGCUUACUUGGACGUAUGGCGGUUGGUUAGGGGAACUAAGUACAUGAAGAAGGAUUAUUUGGUAGAAAAUGAGGAGUUACCCAGUCCUUGA
Molecule: messenger RNA, 921 nt
Organism: Cricetulus griseus (Chinese hamster)
Lineage: Eukaryota; Metazoa; Chordata; Mammalia; Rodentia; Cricetidae
Source: RefSeq, a predicted model, not a curated record